UACAUCAUCUACAAAAGAAGAGAAAAAAUAUAUCAAUACAAAUAUGAACAAGAUAUUCGAAAAACCAUUUAUUCCCAAAAAACAAAACCUCACAUUUGUACCACCUCAAUUAAAUACCUAUAAGGAAAGCUUAAACCAGGACAAAAAGACCUAUAACCAUAUAACCAGAGCAUAUAUAGAAAAUAUCCACAAAAUACAAACCUUUUUAAAUAAAAACCCCAGAUCAAAAACUACCCAAAACCCACAUGAAGACUAUAUUACCCAAGCUUUGCAAGGAUAUAAUAAACUAAUAGCCUUACCAAAAACAAAUGCAAACCUAAUAGCAACUUGCUAUAAUUACGGACUAUUGAAUACAGUAUAUACCCAAACUGGAGAUGAAAUAGCUACGAUACCAGAGUUACAUAAAGCAUUCAUGAAUUAUAAGAGAAUAACUAAAGGAACUUUGUUUUAUAUAAAGUUUUAUUCAGCACCAGCAGAAAUACUUUAUGACGAGAUAAAACCAAUUAUACAAGUUAUAAAAAUUGGACUAACUAGAGAAAUGAUUAUACCGGAAAAAAUAGAGGAACAAGAGGAAAUACAAAAAGUAGAGAUACCAGCAUUUUAUGCAGGGAAGAGAGUUAUUGGAAUAGCUACUAUACUAAAUGAGCUAACAUCAAAUUAUUUGAACAACAAUGCAAUAUGGAGUUAUUAUUCACGAGAACAAACAAUGAUAUACUCGAAUUGUCGAGAAUUCAGAGCAACAGAUAUGGAAGAACUCAGGCAAUGGGCAUUAAGUCUGUUAAAACCUGCUGAGCAACAACCUACAACAAGAGCUAUAAGGAAGGACUUUAUCUCAUCGGAAAUGAUGACCAGAUACUGUAAAACUAUUGGCCAUAAAUAUCCGGAUCACCAAUGUUCAAAAUGUCAAGGCGAAGAUAAUGUGAUUCCAGACGUACAGCUGGAGUAAAAAUAAGAAGCGACAGUCCGACAAGAUAAAAAGAAAAGCUAUAUGGAGCUACUUUAUGGAAAGAAAAGCUAGCAAGAACGUGUUAAUAUUGUACAAAGAAGUAAAGAAAA
Messenger RNA from Solanum stenotomum, 1056 nucleotides. RefSeq lists its product as uncharacterized. The transcript has a single exon. Lineage: Eukaryota; Viridiplantae; Streptophyta; Magnoliopsida; Solanales; Solanaceae. The record is from RefSeq and is a predicted model, not a curated record. The annotation marks the transcript as partial.